Messenger RNA from Populus trichocarpa (black cottonwood), 2303 nucleotides. RefSeq names its product external alternative NAD(P)H-ubiquinone oxidoreductase B1, mitochondrial. Gene Ontology annotation, molecular function: NADH dehydrogenase activity; calcium ion binding. The transcript has 10 exons. Lineage: Eukaryota; Viridiplantae; Streptophyta; Magnoliopsida; Malpighiales; Salicaceae. The coding region runs from base 359 to 2020 and encodes 553 amino acids. The record is from RefSeq and is a predicted model, not a curated record.
AGAAAAGUGAAAAAACGUGAAUUUUUAAAGAUCUCUUUAGUUCUUUUAGUAGCUUUUAUUAAACAGACAGACCCUUUCAAGUUGUUCACUUGGAAUGUGUGAAAGGAACACUGUUUAUCUUUUUGGUUGCUGAGAAAAAGCAUAAAGUUUAUAUCUUUUAUGAUAAAGGGAAAAAAUUUGCAAUCUGGGUUCAUUCUUUUUUCUUAAAGAAAACUAGAUUACUUAGCAAACAAAAGGGUCUCGAAUCUUUGAAUUUCUCCUUCUUUUAACGGGUUUGAUUUUCUAAAGGUCAACCUUUUUUGUCCCUUUUGAUUUAUGAUCUUAACAUAGCUAGGUUGUUGCUGAAUGUAGUUUCUUGAUGUCAAUUAGUGGAGGUCUAGUGGCAUAUGCUGAUUCGCAAUCAGAAACGGCUGCGCCUGCUGCUGAGCUUAAUCAGAAUGAGUGGAAGAAGAAGAGAGUGGUGGUUCUGGGAACAGGGUGGGCGGGUACUAGUUUCCUUAAAGAUCUGGAUGUUUCUUCAUAUGACGUUCAGGUUGUUUCACCCCGCAAUUAUUUUGCAUUCACCCCUCUGUUGCCUAGUGUGACCUGUGGUACAGUUGAAGCUCGGAGCAUUGUAGAGCCAGUGAGGAAUAUUAUAAAGAAGAGAAAUGGGGAAAUUCAAUUUUUCGAGGCAGAAUGUGUCAAGAUUGAUGCUGCAAAAAACAAGGUUUUCUGUAAGUCUCACUUUGAGAACAACGUGAUUGGUGCUGAAGAUUUUUCCCUGGAAUAUGACUACUUGGUGGUAGCGAUAGGAGCCCAAGUAAACACUUUUAACACCCCUGGUGUCACGGAGAACUGCCAUUUUCUGAAGGAAUUGGAGGAUGCACAGAAGCUCCGCAGAAGUGUGAUUGAUUGUUUUGAAAAGGCUUCCAUCCCUGGCCUGACUGAAGAAGAGCGAAGAACUAACCUUCAUUUUGUAGUUGUUGGAGGAGGUCCCACUGGAGUGGAGUUUGCUGCCGAGCUGCAUGACUUUAUCCAGGAAGAUUUAGUCAAUGUCUAUCCUAUGGUUAAAGAUCUAGUGAAAAUAACCUUGAUCCAGUCUGGAGAUCAUAUUUUAAACAUGUUUGAUGAGAGAAUUAGUACAUUUGCUGAGAAGAAGUUUCAAAGAGAUUGUAUUGAAGUUCAGACAGGAUGUAGAGUUCUCAGUGUUUCUGAUAAAGAAAUUACCAUGAAGGUCAAAUCCAAGGGUGAGAUUACAUCUAUACCACAUGGACUGGUAGUAUGGUCUACUGGUAUCAGCACUCGCCCAGUUGUGAAGGACUUCAUGGAGCAAAUUGGGCAGGCUAACAGACGUGUUCUUGCAACUAAUGAAUGGCUGCGAGUAAAGGAAUGUGAAAAUGUAUAUGCACUUGGUGAUUGUGCCACAAUAGAUCAGCGUAAGAUCAUGGAGGAUAUUGCAUCCAUAUUUAAAGCUGCAGACAAAGACAAUUCUGGUACCUUGACUGUUCAAGAAUUCCAAGAUGUGGUAGAUGAUAUCCUUGUAAGGUAUCCCCAACUGGAACUCUAUUUGAAGAACAAGCAUCUGAGAGAUGUGAAAGAUUUGAUGAAAGAUCCCGAGGGAAAAGACAUAAAAGAAGUUGAUAUUGAAGGUUUUAAACUAGCCCUUGCUCAAGUGGAUUCACAGGCCAAAAGUCUGCCUGCAACUGCACAGGUUGCUGCUCAACAAGGUGCUUAUCUUUCUAGGUGUUUCAAUCGUAGAGAACACUGCAAAGAUAAUCCUGAAGGUCCUCGGCGUUUUGUAGGUUCUGGGCGUCAUGCAUUCGUUCCAUUUCGGUACAAGCAUCUUGGGCAGUUUGCUCCUUUGGGAGGAGAGCAGGCUGCCGCUGAACUGCCCGGAGACUGGGUUUCCAUUGGUCGCAGCACACAGUGGCUCUGGUAUUCUGUAUAUGCAAGCAAACAAGUGAGCUGGCGAACAAGAGUGCUGUUGGUAUCUGAUUGGACUCGGAGAUUCAUUUUUGGAAGAGAUUCAAGCCGUAUUUGAGACAACAAAUGGCGUCUUCUAUAAACUAUCCCAAAGUCACUGGUUUUCCCACAACUCAAUCGCAGCAUUUCCACCUACCUUGCAUAAAUAUAUAUGAUUUCCUUUUUUCCCUUUCAAAUUUGUGUCUAUGUACUCUCCUUUGGUAUUUAAAAUUGAGACACUGUUACCAUUUACUAGUAUACCAGGUGUGAAAUAGCAUGGAGAGCAACAGAUUUCUUGGUGACCUGAUGCUGUAUAUGGCUGACAAGUAUUCUUUCUUGUAUGGAAGUCUUACGUUGAUUUA